AUGUGGAAGGAGAAGUGGGUCGGACCAGCCAACUUAGACCGAGCGAGCCUUCGGAUCACUGGCAUGGACACCUAUGCCUUGGUGGCUGCAGUGUUGCUGCAAGUAAUCACAGGGCUCUACGGAUCGGUACCAGAGCCCGACGAAUCCAACGAGCGCAUCAAGUAUCCUGCUCUUCAAAGGUUCAUGUACGAGUCCCAGAUGUUCCUUUCCAGCGUUUCCGUGGUUUGCAGCACCUACACCAUGGUUAUGUUCCUGCUCUGCAAGAUAUACACGGUCAUGGCUCUGGGCAUGUACAAGGACGUUUCCUACGAUCUGUUCCAGCAAAACACAGCCAGGUUUCGCCUUCGGGCUUUCUGGAGCCUCAUUAUCGCCAUGCACAGCUUCCUCGUUUCCUUCGCCAUGAACCUGUUUACGCGAGUGAAAGGCAAGAGGGGCCUCUUCCUCUGCGUGGUGACCAUGAUGGGGAUCGCUCCAGUCGUCUAUGACUGGAAGAUCAUCUAUGAGGUCGCAGAACGCUACGUCUAUAAGUCGGAGGUGCUCUCCGUGCACUCGGCCAGUGCUGCGCCGCAGGACCUGGAGGCUGCUUUGGCAAACUGGAACAUCGGCCUGGACGAUGCUGGCGCCGGUGCCUUUGCUGGCCCACUGCGCUUCGACAACGGGGAUCCUGGGGGCUGCCACCCUCCGCCAAGCGGCUCCUUCGACCUAGAGCCGGCCAAGAUGGGUGGCGCUGCAGACGACCUCUUGGCCCGCAUCGAGCGGCUGGAGCGCAUCGUGGAGGAUCAUGGCAAGCGGCUGGACGAUGUUGCGCCCAGAGGAGGCCGGCGAGAUGCGCGCCGUGGAGAGACCACGCCGCCAAUCAACGCUGCCAAGGCCCCUGUAAACCGGGCAUCCUCUGCGGCAGCCAAUCGCCGCGCCGGCAGCCGAAGUCCUGAUGUUCCACGAGCCACCCCGAUCUUGGCCACAUCGCCCCGAGCGCUACGGGCACCCGGCGUCUAUGUUUGUGGCGGGCACGCUUCUGGAGUCACGCUCGGGGCGACUUCGCGGCUUAACUCUGUGACUGGCAUUUGGGAGCCUAUGCCGUCCAUGCCUACACCACGGCAUGGCUGCUGCGCGGCCUCAAUGGUUGGCAUCAUCUACGUUGUCGGCGGUGCCAAUGAGAGUGCACUCCCGCUGGACAUCGUGGAGCGUUUCGACCCUGCUGGUGGAUCCUGGGAGACGCUGCCGCCUAUGCCGACGCCCAG
Molecule: messenger RNA, 1241 nt
Organism: Symbiodinium necroappetens
Lineage: Eukaryota; Dinophyceae; Suessiales; Symbiodiniaceae
Source: the annotation of a GenBank genome assembly